Molecule: messenger RNA, 2490 nt
Organism: Penicillium samsonianum
Lineage: Eukaryota; Fungi; Ascomycota; Eurotiomycetes; Eurotiales; Aspergillaceae
Product: threonine/serine exporter family protein
Exons: 1
Coding region: 1-2490 (829 amino acids)
Biological process (GO): transmembrane transport
Molecular function (GO): transmembrane transporter activity
Source: RefSeq, a predicted model, not a curated record
AUGUCGGAAGCAUCCCUCAGCAGCUUCAACGAUGACUCGGACCCAGACAAUACAAGCUCGUCCGAAGUUUGGCAAGAUGCACCUCAAACCAACCCACAAGAUGAGCAGCCAUCACCCCGAGUUCGAUUUCGAUCACAUGCGGGUUUCAUGCAGGAGGCCCGGCAUGAUCCGCCGGCACAAGGUCUCCGGGAAGAAUGGGAUCAUGCUCAUAGCCAAGCGCUGCCCCAUCGACCAACAAUGCCAUAUUCCCACGAGACUGAGGAUAUUACCGAUACGCCGCUGCGAGAUCGCGAGCCACACCCGGGUGAAAGAGAUGGCGAGUCAGGCGUCGAAAGGAUAGACCAGAACAAGCCACGGGAAGAUGAGAAGAAGGGAGAAGAGAAGAAACAACCUGAGACUCCCGAACAGCGAUCCACACGAGAGAAAUGGCGAGCUGUGACGAGGAAUUUCAGGCAGAAAGCAUCGGAAUUCGGUGACCGUUUGGGUCGCCCACAGGCCGAAGGAGACGACUUAACAUCCGGAAGAUAUCACGCAGACUGGGCGACUGGCGGUGCACCUGCCCUCUCUGAUAUGACAGAUGACAAGCAUAAAAGUGUGGAGGAGAAGCAGCGGCAGCAGAAAGGGCACAGCUCCGAGGCUCAUCGUCUGGUGCGAGAUUUGACCCAAGAUCAGUCCCAAAAACGCCGCAAAGGCCGUGGGAAGCCUUAUCCUCACGCUGAAACCGAGUUUAAAGAUGAAGAGAAUGAGAUCGGACCAGAUUCGAGCUUGAGAUAUCGCUCUGGCGGCGGCGGGGUCCUGUCGCACUUGAUCAAAUUGCAAGGUGGUCAGCAACAAGGUGCUGGAGGCCAGUCUCGAACAUCAACUGACUCGUCCCGUAGCGCAGAAUCCGCCCCCAGCGGGGCCCCAACACCAACACCCAAGAAGGGAAAACCACUGAAAUGGUACAAAAAGCCCCAAAAUACUUCGACCUCGACCUUGAUUGGUGGGGGCGCGGAUAGUUUCAGUGGUGCAAGCACCCCUGUUUCAAGGGAUAUCCUGUCACAAGCCUCGAAGCGCCGCGACAAGGAGGGUGGUGGUGGUGGAGGUCGCAAUGUGCGGCUUGAGGAUGAAAUUCGAGUGACAGUGCACAUUGCAGAGAUUAUCUGUCGGCAGCGGUAUAUCAUGCAGCUCUGCAGAGCAUUGAUGUUAUUCGGUGCUCCCACACAUAGACUUGAAGAAUACAUGCAGAUGACCGCAAAGGUGCUGGAGGUUGACAGCCAGUUCCUGUAUCUGCCAGGCUGCAUGGUCAUGUCAUUCGAUGACCCUUCUACCCGCACGACAGAGGUGAAGCUGGUUCGCGUAGCCCAGGGAAUUGAUUUGGCUCGCCUAUCAGAUACGCACCUCAUCUACAAGAAUGUGAUCCAUGAUGUAAUCGGCAUCGAAGAAGCAAUUCAAGAGCUCGAUUCAGUCAUCACGAAAAAGCCUCAGUAUCACAAGCUCAUCAUUAUCUUGGUGUACGGGUUGGCUACUGCAACUGUGGGACCUUUCGCUUUCAGUGCCAGGCCGAUUGACAUGCCGAUCAUUUUUCUCAAUGGUAUACUUGUCGCAUUAAUGCAACAUGUCGCCGCGCCUCGUUCGGUGUUGUAUUCAAAUGUCUUUGAAGUGACAUCGACAAUAGUAACGUCCUUCGUCGCCCGUGCCUUCGGCAGCAUCGCCCUUGGAGUUGUGGAUGGCAAGCCACAGUAUCUAUUUUGCUUUUCUGCCAUCGCACAAUCAUCGAUUGCAUUAAUAUUGCCAGGGUUCCUUGUUCUUUGUAGCAGCUUGGAACUUCAGUCCCAUCAGAUCAUCGCUGGCUCCAUUCGGAUGGUUUACGCUCUCCUCUUUUCGCUGUUCAUUGGAUAUGGAAUUACAGUUGGCACAACUAUAUACGGACUAAUAGACAACAAUGCGGUAUCCGACACCACCUGCCCAGAGAAGGGGGCCUUUAAGAAUCCAUAUGUUCAACGGUUCCCAUUCGUUGCGAUCCAGACAGUUUGGCUUUUGAUCAUCAACCAAGGAAAAUGGAAACAGCUCCCACCCAUGAGCGUCAUCGCAUUGACGGGCUACAUUAGCAACUACUUCAGCACGAAGAAACUGGGAUCAAACUCCCAAGUCGCGAACACCGUCGGCGCGUUUGUCAUCGGCAUCAUGGGAAACAUGUACAGUCGGUUGUGGCAUGGCCACGCUGCGACGGCUAUUCUGCCUGGCAUUUUCAUUCUGGUUCCAUCUGGACUUGCUGCGACGGGGUCUUUAAUUUCGGGCGUACAGUCCGCGGAUGAAGCUCGUAAAAACGUCGGGUCUCAUGGUGGCGCUAGUUCAGCACCCGGCGCUGGCUUGCAGUCUGGUAAUUCUGUAUUCAGUUUAGGGUUUGGUAUGAUCCAGGUGGCUAUUGGCAUUACGAUUGGUUUGUUCACUUCUGCACUGGUGGUUUAUCCGUACGGCAAGGCCCGCAGCGGACUGUUUAGUUUCUAG